AUGGUGAGACGAACUCGACUUUUUGGUGAUACUGAAGAUGAUGAAGGUGUUGGAGGUUCCAGCCACCCCGUACUGAAGAGAUAUCGUCGAGAUUUCCCUUCCAUGACCUCCUGGGAAGGACAAAGAGAGGAGAGUGAGCAUGAUGGAUCAGAAGAAGAAUAUCAAGAAGAUGAUGAUGAACUAGAAUAUCAAGAAGAUGAGGAUGAACUAGAAUAUCAAGAAGAUGAGGAAGAACAAGAAUUUAUCGCAGAUAAUGGUUAUGAUGAAGAUGUCUAUAUCGAAGAUGAAGAGGAAGAGCCAAAUUAUGAACCCAUCGGUGAUGAACCUAUUAAUGUCACCUUAAACGACCCAGGAGUUUUCGACUGCCCAAUUUGUUUUGAACCCUUAACCAUCCCAGUGUUCCAGUGUGAAAAUAAUGGGCACAUAGCUUGCUACUACUGCAGCUCCAAAAUACACAAAUGUCCAUCAUGUUCUAGCCCCUUUGGCUCUAGUCGUUGUCGGGUCAUUGAGAAGGUCCUGGAAUCAAGUACAACUUCAUGUCGAAAUAGCAAGUAUGGCUGCAAACAAACCAUGACUUAUGACAAGAAAAGAGAACAUGAAAAGGCAUGCAUGCAUUUGCCUUGUUCAUGCCCCCAUUCUGGCUGCGACUUUGUUGCUUCGUCUAGGAACUUAUACAAGCACUUUGACACUAAUCAUGUCAGUUCUGCGACCAAAUUCAGGUACUACCGUGAUUUUUCCAUUACAUUGAAAAAGAAUGAAAGGUUUACUGUUCUUCAAGAAAGAAAUGAAGGCACAAUGUUUAUCCUCAAGAAUCGCGUCAUCGAAGGUGUAGGGAAUGCGGUGAGGCUUAAUUGUCUUCAACCUAGCUUCAUGAAGGAGUCUUACUAUAAACUUGGUAUUAAGACCAACGGAAAUGUUCUCAGAUUACAGUCUUACACUAAGAGCAGUCCAUGCCAAGUUUAUGAUGGCCCUCCUUCUGCGAUGGCUACUUUCCUCUUAAUCCCACUCGAUUUGUUCGGAUCAAGUGAUGAGCUGUCCAUCAAUCUCUUUAUAUGGCCUAAGGGAGAUGAGUAUUUUGCAGGGUUUGAAGUCGAAGCCUUACCCUAUGAUUACUCAGCAAGUAUAGAGUGUUUAGCAAAUCCUCAGAAACCCAAGUAUGGUGGAGGUAUCAUUAUAAACCCCGAGUUAAAUGAUGGGUUAAAAGGAUGGACUUCUUUUGGCAAAGCAAAACUACAGCACACAGAAUCACAGGGUAACAAAUUCCUCGUGGCUCAUAGUCGAAUUCAACCGCAUGAUAGCAUGUCUCAAAAGGUUUACUUACGAAGUGACAAGCUCUACACAUUUUCUGCUUGGAUACAAGCAAGUAGUGGCGGUAGCGUUCCAAUAGCAGCUAUUUUCAAGACAGCUUCUGGAUUUUUAAAUGCUGGUGAGAUUAUUGCGGAAUCAAAUUGUUGGUCCAUGCUCAAGGGUGGUCUAACUGUCAAGGCUUCAGGCGAUGCCGAGCUCUAUUUCGAGAGCAAGAAUACUUCUGUUGAGAUUUGGGUUGACAGCAUCUCAUUGCAACCGUUCACCAAAAAGCAAUGGAAGUCUCAUCAAGAUCAAAGCAUUGCCAAUAAUCGUAAAACCAAGGUGCGAAUCCAAGCAGUUGAUGCACAAGGAAAUCCUCUACCAAAUGCUACAAUCUCCAUUCAACAAAAGGCUCCAAGUUUCCCUUUUGGUUGUUGUAUGACCAAUCUCAUCCUCAACAACCCUGCCCACCAAAAGUGGUUCACUUCAAGGUUCAGAGUAACAACAUUUGCUAACGAAAUGAAAUGGUAUAGCACAGAGAAUGUCCAGGGACGUGAGGACUACUCAGUGCCUGAUGCCAUGCUUCAGUUUGCACAACAAAACAACAUUGCAGUUAGAGGCCAUAAUGUGCUCUGGGAUGAUUCCCAGUACCAACUCGGUUGGGUCAAAUCACUCAAUGAGCAACAACUUGAAAGUGCAACUAACAAGAGGCUAAAUUCUGUUAUGCAGAGAUACAAGGGCAAGGUCAUUGCUUGGGAUGUUGUCAACGAAAAUUUACAUUGGAAUUUCUUUGAAAGUAGGAUGGGUGCAAAUGCUUCAGCAAUUUUUUAUAACUGGGCUAUUAAAGCUGAUGGAGCAACCCCCUUGUUCUUGAAUGACUUUAAUACCAUUGAGGAUAACAGAGAUGAAGCAGCCUCUCCAGCUAAGUACCUUCAAAAGCUCAGAGAUAUACAAAGCUUUCCGGGUAAUGAGGGCGGACGAUAUGGGAUUGGGCUUGAGUCUCAUUUCAAUAUUACUCCUAACAUUCCUUACAUACGAGCUUCUCUUGAUACUCUUGGGGCUGCAAAUGUGCCCAUUUGGAUCACAGAAUUGGACGUAGCAGAUCAUCUUGAUCAGCCAAGUAUAUUGGAGCAGCUUCUUAGAGAGUUGCAUUCUCACCCUCAGAUUCAAGGAAUCAUUAUGUGGGCUGGACGGGGACCACAAGGAUGUUACAGAAUGUGUUUGACAGAUGAAAACUUUAACAACUUGCCAACCGGUGACGUUGUGGACAAGUUACUGAAGGAAUGGGGUUAUUGGAGCUCAGCUUCUUUCACAGCAGACUCCAAUGGUUAUUUUGAGGUCUCCCUUCCCCAUGGAGAUUAUGACUUGAAGAUCAGCCAUUCUUCAGCCAUAGAUUCCUCCUUGGUUCACAAAUUGAACGUGGCAUCAACAACUAGGUCUCUGCAACUUUCUUUUUAA
This is a messenger RNA of Rosa chinensis, 2745 nucleotides long. Its product is annotated as endo-1,4-beta-xylanase 5-like. Gene Ontology annotation, biological process: carbohydrate metabolic process. Lineage: Eukaryota; Viridiplantae; Streptophyta; Magnoliopsida; Rosales; Rosaceae. The record is from RefSeq and is a predicted model, not a curated record. Gene Ontology annotation, molecular function: zinc ion binding; hydrolase activity, hydrolyzing O-glycosyl compounds. The coding region runs from base 1 to 2745 and encodes 914 amino acids. The transcript is spliced from 7 exons.